Molecule: messenger RNA, 1829 nt
Organism: Oncorhynchus kisutch (coho salmon)
Lineage: Eukaryota; Metazoa; Chordata; Actinopteri; Salmoniformes; Salmonidae
Product: gastrula zinc finger protein XlCGF17.1-like
Exons: 3
Coding region: 271-1302 (343 amino acids)
Biological process (GO): regulation of transcription by RNA polymerase II
Molecular function (GO): DNA-binding transcription factor activity; RNA polymerase II cis-regulatory region sequence-specific DNA binding
Source: RefSeq, a predicted model, not a curated record
AGUUUCUCUUCAUCGUCAAAUCUUACCAAACACCAGAGAACACACACAGGAGAGAGUCAUGGUUUUACACCAGCACUGGUUAUCAUAGUGAAAGAGGAGGAAGAGGAUCCUGCUUUUGCAGAGAGACAGGACCACUGCUCUGACAGUGAAGGGAGUCCCUCUACAUCAGGACUACCUGAACAACACCAGGGGAAUCACACAGCUAAGAAAAUUCACUGCUGUUCAGUGUGCGGACAAGACUGCAAAAAGUUAUCAAAACUGCUAAUACAUAUGAGAAUACACACAGGAGAAAAGCCAUACCCUUGCUCUGUGUGUGGAAAGCAGUUCCGUGUAAAAAGACAUCUUCAAGACCACCAGAUAGUGCACACUGGAGAGAAACCUUACGUCUGCUCCAAAUGUGACAAGAGGUUUGGUUUUGCCUCAGCCUUGAAAAGGCACCAGUGGUUACACGCAGAAGAGAAACCUUACUCCUGCUCUGUGUGUGGGAAGGGUUUUAGCUUACAAUCACGCAUGAAGGAACACUUCCUGAUGCACUCAGGAGAGAAACCCCACUCCUGCUCUGUCUGUGGAAAGAGUUUCAGCCGUCCAGAUCAGCUAAAGGACCACUCUCUGCAACACACAGGGAAACCCCACCACUGUUCUGUGUGUGAGCAAAGCUUUGCCUUGUCUAAACAACUCCUGAAGCACGAGAAGACUCACACAGGAAAGAGACCUUAUAGUUGCUCUGUGUGUGGGAAGAGUUUCAGUGAGAAGGCGUAUCUUGAAGACCACCGGUCAGUGCACACUGGAGAGAAACGACACCCUUGCCCUGAUUGUGACAAGAGGUUUGGAUGUGCUUCGUCCUUGCGUAAACACAGACUGUUGCACAUAGAAGGGAAAUCCCACUCCUGCUCUGUGUGUGGGAAGAAUUUUUCUGAAGCACGUUACUUGAAGGAGCAUUUCCGGACACACACUGGAGAGAAACCUUUCUCCUGCACUGUCUGCGAUAAGAGUUUUGCAAGAUCAGCAGGCCUUAAAGUCCACCUCAGAUAUCAUACAGGAGAGAAACCUUACAACUGUCCUAAAUGUGGCCAGAGCUUCAUUAGUUCUCAAAAACUUCAGAGACAUCAGAAAACUCAUGCUGGUUUACCACCUGUUGAGUUUCAAAACCCUGUUACAACUGAAGGAGAGAGGGAAGGAGAAGGUGAGGAAGUUGGUGGUCUGAUUCAUUCAGCUGGAGAAGAGGUUGGUUGGGAUCUUCAUCGUCUCGACGAGAGUUCGGAGGGGAGAACCUCUACAUCAGGAGAACCUAAAGAAACCUAGGGGAAUCUCAAAGCUCAGAGAGACAGUUGCUCUGUGUGUGGGACAGACUGGCAACGGUUAUUUGAUCUGAAAAAGACACAUGACAUGUUAAACCGUACAGAUAUUUUGUUUGUGGGAAGAGUUUUAGACGAGCAGUCCUGAUGAAGCAUCACUUCUGGACACACAAAGGAGACACAUGGGGAGAAACCUUACCCCUGUUCUGUCUGUGGGAAGGCUUUAACAAGAUCAUCAGACCUUAACAUACACAGUAGAGUUCAUACAGGAGAGAAACCUUACAGCUGUGACGAAUGUGGCCAGAGACUCAACACUCCUCAGAGUCUUGGGAGACACAAGAAGAGAUGCCACAUCUCACUUCCUGAGGAGGACCAGGCUGGCGGGGUCAAGACUGAAGAGCCAAUAGUAUCAGAGAUGAAGAGGAGGAGACAACCUCUUAUAUCAACAGUAGCAUGGUGGAAACAAGAACCUGAACAUCUUGACGUAAAAUAUAUACAGUGCCUUCGGGAAGUAUUCAGACCCCUUGACUUUUU